Messenger RNA from Strongylocentrotus purpuratus (purple sea urchin), 1996 nucleotides. RefSeq names its product semaphorin-4A. The transcript has 16 exons. Gene Ontology annotation, biological process: positive regulation of cell migration; semaphorin-plexin signaling pathway; neural crest cell migration. The record is from RefSeq and is a predicted model, not a curated record. NCBI's taxonomy places the organism in Eukaryota, Metazoa, Echinodermata, Echinoidea, Camarodonta, Strongylocentrotidae. Bases 125 to 1978 code for a protein of 617 amino acids. Gene Ontology annotation, molecular function: chemorepellent activity; semaphorin receptor binding.
AUAAAAGGAUACAACCAGUCUUCCUUUCCGAUAUGUUAAAGGAUUUAUCCCAUGCUGGGAACCAAUACACUUCUAAACAUUAUCACUCGGACGCUAUCAGGCAAGCAGCUCAACGGUUUCAAGCAUGUUGAAGGGACAGAUACUAGCGGUUUUCCUGUACACGGCCUGUCUCACAAGCCUUAGUGAGCAAGCUAUUUUGACUUGUGACGGAGGUGAUGAAAUUAUUAAGGGCGAUGUCAGAGUCGUUGAUGGUUACCAACGGUCUGGAGCAGCAGAUUUGAUUUUCCUUGGAAGUGAUCAGAACUUGACUAUAAUUGACGGAAACAUUGUCAAUACUGGGUAUUUGGGGGUAUGUUAUAGCACAGGUUCCACGGGUUGCUACAAAACACAUUCUGAUGUGGAGGAUUGUGAUAACUACAUAAGAGGAGUGACUACGCUUGGCCAAACCUGCAAUAGUAGCAGUUGCAGGGUCUUAGCAUGUGGAACCAAUGCUGAGCUUCCAAGGUGUGCAUUCUGCGGUUAUGAUGGUUCAAUGCUGAACUGCUCGUUUAUCGAAAAUGACCCACCUCAGGACCUACCUUACGAUGAUACUACUAAUUACUCUGGAUGCACUUCAGACAAUAUUGACGGAGGAGAGGUGUUCCAGUAUCGGAAGAAUGACAAUGCAACAUUCCUUUAUCAUGUGAAUAGAAUUUACUAUGGACUAACGAUAGAAUCUGACGUCCCAAAAUCCAUCGUUGGCUUGGCAUCAGUCACCCCCGACGGAUUAAUAACCGGAAAAGUUAUCACAAGGACCGAUUCUGAGAAAAUGGUUGCUGAUGAGGCACAGUUUGUAGGAACACCUUUUGUCAGUGGUGAGUUUGUCUACUUCCUCUUCCGUGAGUCAGCGCAGGAGUUUGCUAGCUUAAGUGCAGGCCAAGGUAUCAGCGUAAACACCUACUAUAGCCGAAUCGCAAGGAUAUGCAAGAAUGAUGAUGGGGUAACUGUUUCUAGUACUAUGACCCUCACCAGUUUCUUAAAGCAGCGCCUUGUAUGCUCCCAAAGUUAUUCCGAUGGUUCUUCCUUGGAUUAUAAUGAGAUACAGGACUUCGCCCUUAGUGAUGAUGGUACAAUGAUCCAUGCUGUUUUCACCAGUGGACAGAAUGAAGCGCCACAAACAGCUCUCUGUGUUUUCGAUCUGACUUCAAUCAAUGAGACAUUUAAUGAGGGUGAUUUCUUCGGGGCUGAUGGUGCGGUUACCAAUGAUCUUUGGAGAGUAUAUGAUGGAGAUGAAGUGUCGCCGAGGCCUGGUUUGAAUUGCUCCGAUCCAAACACAGCCGAAACAGACUUUGAGCGUGAUUACAACCUAAUGAGUGACCAUGCAGUUGGGACACUUCAGUUUUUCCUGCUUGGGGACCGCUUCUCUGAUUUGGAAAUGACUUCUAAAAACGGCAAAGAAAUCUACAUUAUUUCCUCAGAAAAGGGAUGCCUGUACGAGGUUGAAGUAGAUACUACCGAACCAGAUUUGGGAGAUCCUUGUCACAAUCCUGUAGUUUCUCGUCCCAUCAAAGACUUGGAGCUUGCCCCUGACAACAGCUACCUGGUUACAACACUUGAUAAUGUUGAUCUCUUAAGUGAUUGCACCGUAUAUCAAGCACCGCAAGAACCAAGUGUAUCUCCACCAGGUGGAACAUACAGGGUACCACCAAACUCAACCUUUGACAUCAUCUACGACACUCUGGUGAACGGGUUACCAUGUAUUAUGUCAAACGGAGAAGACAUCAAUGAAUGCAAUAUUGACACAGCGUAUCGACUGUUGAAAAAAGAUUGCAACGGGAAUCUGGUCCACAUGAGUAUCCUAAUUUUGGAUAAUACCACGGUCACGUUCAACGAAUCCAACCUGAACUACACGAUCCAACCCUAUGAUCACUACUCGGAAAAUGAACUUGGACUAAGAUGCGGUCAAUGGGAAGAAGGCAAAUUAAACAACUAUGCAUAACGAGGGAGAUACCUGCAA